GCAGUUCGUGCUCCUGUCUCUAGUCUCCAUGGUAGAUACGAACGACCAAUUGCAAAUUACCGACGGAGCCAGACCACGUGGAUCCCUGAACAACAGAUAAUAUAUUACUCGAGGUUAACUGUAAACAAAUAUUCUUCUUGUUCAAUUAUCACGGACAAUUAGCGCAAAAAAUGAAACAUCCGAUAGAGGCGGUAAUCGAUAAAGUUUCUCUCAAACCUAAUAAAAUUCAACCGAUUAUUGUUGAUUUUCAAAACGGAGAACUAAAGGAUGAUGAGGCUGUCAAUAUGGAAUGUGGAUUGUACUGUGACAACAAAGUCAACAGACAACUACUCGCUCUUUCGAACGGGCAGGUGGUUUAUAAAGGUUACCGACCUAAUCCUGACGAAGCUCCGACCUAUACCAUGCUUGCCAUUCACAAUAGGAAAACUGGCAAAGUCCGUUUAGUCCAAGCUGAGAGAUGGCAGGUAGCUCCCGUACUGGACAAAGAACCAAAGGGCGGCAAGGACGUAGAUGACGACAAAAUUGCUCUACUGAAUAAACAGUUUGGUUCCAAAAGGGUUAAACGAAGAACGGAGCAGAUAGAGAGAAUGAAAAUUAAUGUCAACUCUGUUACGAAACAACUGGAGGAAACAGUUUCUAACAUUAGUAUCGAAAGGACAGAUCUUUCACUACCGUCGUUGCACGACGAAUCGGUAGCGAACACAAAUUUACCUGAGUGCAACAGGAAUGCUUCCGAUGUUCAAGAUGUAUAUAAUAUAAAUGACAUCGUUCCUCUGGCUAAACUGGAAACCUUGUAUGAUGCUGCCAAAACCGUCUUAAAUCAAGAACAAGAAGGAAAAUCUAAAUUCUUUAUGGAAACUUUAAAAGUGUUGAGGACGGACGAUGGUUGCACAGUAAAAAUUGCACUACUGCUUUACCUAGAAGCAGUUGCUGCUUGGCUCAAUAUGCCAAUAAAAGAUGCCAAGAAGAGAGGAAUAAUAAUAUGUAGCGAAUCGAGUGAUGUCAAUGACUACGUUAUACAAACUUAUAGCAUGCGUAGUGCUCAGGGGAGGCAACGGCCGAACAGCAUGCGAGACAAAGGAAUUAUGCACUGCUUAAUCCUCGGUCUUACAAUAUCAAACUUUACACUGGACUUGAAUCUUUUCACAACGAUUAUAAAAAACGGUGCUGGAAUUAAGAAAUUGGGGGAAUUGGCGAGAUUCGUAGGUGCAGUGCCGACAAAAGACAAUAAGAACGUUGUAGUACUUAAACUACCAUUGCCACCGCAGUUAGCGCUAGCUAAAAAAGGAAAAAAGAAGAAAUAACCACUCUUCUAUCGAAAUGUGUAUUCAAGCUCAAUACUGUAACGAAUCCAUAUUUUAUUGCACAAGAUGCCGGGAUUAUUCUAAUAAAUAUAUUAAUAAUA
Molecule: messenger RNA, 1405 nt
Organism: Neodiprion fabricii
Lineage: Eukaryota; Metazoa; Arthropoda; Insecta; Hymenoptera; Diprionidae
Exons: 5
Coding region: 171-1304 (377 amino acids)
Biological process (GO): nucleolar large rRNA transcription by RNA polymerase I; transcription elongation by RNA polymerase I; RNA polymerase I preinitiation complex assembly
Cellular component (GO): RNA polymerase I complex
Molecular function (GO): DNA binding
Source: RefSeq, a predicted model, not a curated record